Cotesia glomerata is the source of this 806-nucleotide messenger RNA. RefSeq names its product U3 small nucleolar ribonucleoprotein protein IMP3. Gene Ontology annotation, biological process: rRNA processing. Gene Ontology annotation, cellular component: small ribosomal subunit; Mpp10 complex; small-subunit processome. The record is from RefSeq and is a predicted model, not a curated record. Gene Ontology annotation, molecular function: snoRNA binding; rRNA binding; structural constituent of ribosome. The transcript is spliced from 4 exons. NCBI's taxonomy places the organism in Eukaryota, Metazoa, Arthropoda, Insecta, Hymenoptera, Braconidae. Bases 198 to 746 code for a protein of 182 amino acids.
CACAAAGCGGGAAUUUUUAAAUUAAGUUUUAUUGAAAAUUACCUGAGAGCUCUUUUAAAUUUGUAAACUGCCACUAGAGGCGCUGAGAUGAAAAGAAAACACGGUUUAAACUCGUGUCUCUUAUUGUUAUAACCUAAAAUUCUUAAAGAGGAACGAUAAUUGAUUUUAGUUGACAAAAUAUUGAAUAAUAAUUAAAAAUGGUGCGAAAAUUAAAAUUUCACGAACAAAAAUUGUUGAAAAAAGUUGAUUUCAUCUCUUGGAAAGCUGAUAAUAAUUUACAUGAAGUUAAAAUUUUAAAACGAUACCGCAUACAAAAAAGAGAGGAUUAUACCACAUAUAAUAAACUAUCUCGAAAAAUUCGUGAUUUAGCCAGAAAAAUAAAAGAGAUGGAUCCAAAGCAUCCUUUUAGAAUUGAACAGAGUGCAUUACUGCUAGAAAAAUUAUAUUUGAUGGGUUUAAUUCCCACUAAAUGGGACUUAUCACUUUGUGAUAAAAUAACCGCAUCGUGUUUUUGCAGAAGAAGAUUGCCUGUGGUAAUGGUUAGAAAUAAAAUGAGCGAGAGUGUUAAGAUGGCAACACAAUUGAUAGAACAGGGUCACGUUAGAGUUGGAACUGAAGUUGUAAAAGAUCCUGCGUUCCUAGUAACUAGAAAUUUGGAAGAUUUUGUCACAUGGGUGGACACUUCAGCUAUUAAAAAGCAUAUUUUGGAGUACAAUGAUAUUCGUGAUGAUUUUGAUAUGCAGUAAAAUUAUUAAAGAUUUUUAUUAUGUUUAUAUCAAAUAUUUGUAAAUAAAGUUUUUUAAAUC